Messenger RNA from Knipowitschia caucasica, 7668 nucleotides. NCBI's taxonomy places the organism in Eukaryota, Metazoa, Chordata, Actinopteri, Gobiiformes, Gobiidae. The record is from the annotation of a GenBank genome assembly.
AUGACAACAACAGAAAUCUGUCCACGUCCCCCUGCCCCACGUCCCCCUGCCCCUUCUGUCCACGUCCCCCUGCCCCUUCUGUCCACGUCCCCCUGCCCCUUCUGUCCACGUCCCCCUGCCCCUUCUGUCCACGUCCCCCUGCCCCUUCUGUCCACGUCCCCCUGCCCUUCUGUCCACGUCCCCCUGCCCCUUCUGUCCACGUCCCCCUGCCCCUUCUGUCCACGUCCCCCUGCCCCUUCUGUCCACGUCCCCCUGCCCCUUCUGUCCACGUCCCCCUGCCCCUUCUGUCCACGUCCCCCUGCCCCUUCUGUCCACGUCCCCCUGCCCCUUCUGUCCACGUCCCCCUGCCCCUUCUGUCCACGUCCCCCUGCCCCUUCUGUCCACGUCCCCCUGCCCCUUCUGUCCACGUCCCCCCCUGCCCCUUCUGUCCACGUCCCCCUGCCCCUUCUGUUCACGUCCCCUGCCCCUUCUGUCCACGUCCCCCUGCCCCUUCUGUCCACGUCCCCGUCCCCUGCCCCUUCUGUCCACGUCCCCCUGCCCCUUCUGUCCACGUCCCCCUGCCCCUUCUGUCCACGUCCCCCUGCCCCUUCUGUCCACGUCCCCCUGCCCCUUCUGUCCACGUCCCCCUGCCCCUUCUGUCCACGUCCCCCUGCCCCUUCUGUCCACGUCCCCCUGCCCCUUCUGUCCACGUCCCCCCUGCCCCUUCUGUCCACGUCCCCCUGCCCCUUCUGUCCACGUCCCCCUGCCCCUUCUGUCCACGUCCCCCUGCCCCUUCUGUCCACGUCCCCCUGCCCCUUCUGUCCACGUCCCCCUGCCCCUUCUGUCCACGUCCCCCUGCCCCUUCUGUCCACGUCCCCCUGCCCCUUCUGUCCACGUCCCCCCCUGCCCCUUCUGUCCACGUCCCCCUGCCCCUUCUGUCCACGUCCCCCUGCCCCUUCUGUCCACGUCCCCCUGCCCCUUCUGUCCACGUCCCCUGCCCUUCUGUCCACGUCCCCUGCCCCUUCUGUCCACGUCCCCCUGCCCCUUCUGUUCCCGUCCCCCUGCCCCUUCUGUCCACGUCCCCCUGCCCCUUCUGUCCACGUCCCCCUGCCCCUUCUGUCCACGUCCCCCUGCCCCUUCUGUCCACGUCCCCCUGCCCCUUCUGUCCACGUCCCCCUGCCCCUUCUGUCCACGUCCCCUGCCCCUUCUGUCCACGUCCCCCUGCCCUUCUGUCCACGUCCCCCCCUGCCCCUUCUGUCCACGUCCCCCUGCCCCUUCUGUCCACGUCCCCCUGCCCCUUCUGUCCACGUCCCCCUGCCCCUUCUGUCCACGUCCCCCUGCCCCUUCUGUCCCACGUCCCCCUGCCCCUUCUGUCCACGUCCCCCUGCCCCUUCUGUCCACGUCCCCCUGCCCCUUCUGUCCACGUCCCCCUGCCCCUUCUGUCCACGUCCCCCUGCCCCUUCUGUCCACGUCCCCCUGCCCUUCUGUCCACGUCCCCCUGCCCCUUCUGUCCACGUCCCCCUGCCCCUUCUGUCCACGUCCCCCUGCCCCUUCUGUCCACGUCCCCCUGCCCCUUCUGUCCACGUCCCCCUGCCCCUUCUGUCCACGUCCCCCUGCCCCUUCUGUCCACGUCCCCCUGCCCUUCUGUCCACGUCCCCCUGCCCCUUCUGUCCACGUCCCCCUGCCCCUUCUGUCCACGUCCCCCUGCCCCUUCUGUCCACGUCCCCUGCCCCUUCUGUCCACGUCCCCUGCCCUUCUGUCCACGUCCCCUGCCCCUUCUGUCCACGUCCCCUGCCCCUUCUGUCCACGCCCCCCUGCCCCUUCUGUCCACGUCCCCUGCCCCUUCUGUCCACGUCCCCCUGCCCCUUCUGUCCACGCUCCCCUGCCCCUUCUGUCCACGUCCCCUGCCCGCCCCUGUCCACGUCCCCCCUGCCCCUUCUGUCCACGUCCCCCUGCCCCUUCUGUCCACGUCCCCCUGCCCCUUCUGUCCACGUCCCCCUGCCCCUUCUGUCCACGUCCCCUGCCCCUUCUGUCCACGUCCCCUGCCCCUUCUGUCCACGUCCCCCUGCCCCUUCUGUCCACGUCCCCUGCCCCUUCUGUCCACGUCCCCUGCCCCUUCUGUCCACGUCCCCCUGCCCCUUCUGUCCACGUCCCCCUGCCCCUUCUGUUCACGUCCCCCUGCCCCUUCUGUCCACGUCCCCCUGCCCCUUCUGUCCACGUCCCCCGCCCCUUCUGUCCACGUCCCCCUGCCCCUUCUGUCCACGUCCCCCUGCCCCUUCUGUCCACGUCCCCCUGCCCCUUCUGUCCACGUCCCCCUGCUCCUUCUGUCCACGUCCCCCUGCCCCUUCUGUCCACGUCCCCCUGCCCCUUCUGUCCACGUCCCCCUGCCCCUUCUGUCCACGUCCCCUGCCCCUUCUGUCCACGUCCCCCUGCCCCUUCUGUCCACGUCCCCCUGCCCCUUCUGUCCACGUCCCCCUGCCCUUCUGUCCACGUCCCCCUGCCCCUUCUGUCCACGUCCCCCUGCCCCUUCUGUCCACGUCCCCCUGCCCCUUCUGUCCACGUCCCCCUGCCCCUUCUGUCCACGUCCCCCUGCCCCUUCUGUCCACGUCCCCCUGCCCCUUCCAGUCCCCUGUCCACUGUCCCCCCCCUGCCCCUUCUGUCCACGUCCCCCUGCCCCUUCUGUCCACGUCCCCCUGCCCCUUCUGCACGUCCCCUGUCCUUCUGUCCCCCUGCCCCUUCUGUCCACGUCCCCCUGCCCCUUCUGUCCACGUCCCCCUGCCCCUUCUGUCCACGUCCCCCUGCCCCUUCUGUCCACGUCCCCCUCUGCCCCUUCUGUCCACGUCCCCCUGCCCCUUCUGUCCACGUCCCCUUGCCCCUUCUGUCCACGUCCCCUGCCCCUUCUGUCCACGUCCCCCUGCCCCUUCUGUCCACGUCCCCCUGCCCCUUCUGUCCACGUCCCCCUGCCCCUUCUGUCCACGUCCCCCUGCCCCUUCUGUCCACGUCCCCCCCUGCCCCCUGUUCCACGUCCCCCUGCCCCUUCUGUCCACGUCCCCCUGCCCCUUCUGUCCACGUCCCCUGCCCCUUCUGUCCACGUCCCCUUGCCCCUUCUGUCCACGUCCCCCUGCCCCUUCUGUCCACGUCCCCUGCCCCUUCUGUCCACGUCCCCUGCCCCUUCUGUCCACGUCCCCCUGCCCCUUCUGUCCACGUCCCCCUGCCCCUUCUGUCCACGUCCCCCUGCCCCUUCUGUCCACGUCCCCUGCCCCUUCUGUCCACGUCCCCUGCCCCUUCUGUCCACGUCCCCUGCCCCUUCUGUCCACGUCCCCCUGCCCCUUCUGUCCACGUCCCCUGCCCCUUCUGUCCACGUCCCCUGCCCUUCUGUCCACGUCCCCUCCUGUCACGCCCCUUCUGUCCACGUCCCCUGCCCCUUCUGUCCACGUCCCCUGCCCUUCUGUCACGUCCCCUUCUGUCCACGUCCCCUUGCCCCUUCUGUCCACGUCCCCUGCCCCUUCUGUCCACGUCCCCUGCUCCUUCUGUCCACGUCCCCCUGCUCCUUCUGUUCCCGUCCCCCUGCCCCUUCUGUCCACGUCCCCCUGCCCCUUCUGUCCACGUCCCCAGCCCCUUCUGUCCACGUCCCCCGCCCCUUCUGUUCACGUCCCCCUGCCCCUUCUGUCCACGUCCCCUGCUCCUUCUGUCCACGUCCCCCUGCCCCUUCUGUCCACGUCCCCCUGCCCCUUCUGUCCACGUCCCCCUGCCCCUUCUGUCCACGUCCCCCUGCCCUUCUGUCCACGUCCCCCUGCCCCUUCUGUCCACGUCCCCCUGCCCCUUCUGUCCACGUCCCCCUGCCCCUUCUGUCCACGUCCCCCUGCCCUUCUGUCCACGUCCCCCUGCCCCUUCUGUCCACGUCCCCCCCCUUCUGUCACCCCUUCUGUCCACGUCCCCCUGCCCCUUCUGUCCACGUCCCCCUGCCCCUUCUGUCCAGGUCCCCCUGCCCCUUCUGUCCACGUCCCCCUGCCCCUUCUGUCCACGUCCCCCUGCUCGUUCUGUCCACGUCCCCCUGCCCCUUCUGUCCACGUCCCCCUGCCCCUUCUGUCCACGUCCCCCUGCCCCUUCUGUCCACGCUCCCCCUGCCCUUCUGUCCCCGUCCCCCUGCCAGUCCCCUCUGUCCACGUCCCCCUGCCCCUUCUGUCCACGUCCCCCUGCCCCUUCUGUCCACGUCCCCCUGCCCCUUCUGUCCACGUCCCCCUGCCCCUUCUGUCCAGGUCCCCCUGCCCCUUCUGUCCAGGUCCCCCUGCCCCUUCUGUCCACGUCCCCCUGCCCCUUCUGUCCACGUCCCCCUGCCCCUUCUGUCCACGUCCCCCUGCCCCUUCUGUCCACGUCCCCCUGCCCUUCUGUGCACGUCCCCCUGCCCCUUCUGUCCACGUCCCCCUGCCCCUUCUGUCCACGUCCCCCUGCCCCUUCUGUCCACGUCCCCUGCCCCUUCUGUCCACGUCCCCCUGCCCCUUCUGUCCACGUCCCCUGCCCCUUCUGUCCACGUCCCCUGCCCCUUCUGUCCACGUCCCCCUGCCCCUUCUGUCCACGUCCCCCUGCCCCUUCUGUCCACGUCCCCCUGCCCCUUCUGUCCACGUCCCCCUGCCCCUUCUGUCCACGUCCCCCUGCCCCUUCUGUCCACGUCCCCCUGCCCCUUCUGUCCACGUCCCCCUCUGCCCCUUCUGUCCACGUCCCCUUGCCCCUUCUGUCCACGUCCCCUGCCCCUUCUGUCCACGUCCCCUGCCCCUUCUGUCCACGUCCCCUGCCCUUCUGUCCACUCCCCUGCCCCUUCUGUCCAGUCCCCCUCUGGCCCCUUCUGUCCACGUCCCCCUGCCCCUUCUGUCCACGUCCCCCUGCCCCUUCUGUCCACGUCCCCUGCCCCUUCUGUCCACGUCCCCCUGCCCCUUCUGUCCACGUCCCCUUGCCCCUUCUGUCCACGUCCCCCUGCCCCUUCUGUCCACGUCCCCCUGCCCCUUCUGUCCACGUCCCCCUGCCCCUUCUGUCCACGUCCCCCCCCGUGCCCCUUCUGUCCACGUCCCCAGCCCCUUCUGUUCACGUCCCCCGCCCCUUCUGUCCACGUCCCCCUGCCCCUUCUGUCCACGUCCCCUGCUCCUUCUGUCCACGUCCCCCUGCUCCUUCUGUCCACGUCCCCCUGCCCCUUCUGUCCACGCUCCCCAGCCCCUUCUGUUCACGUCCCCUUGCCCCUUCUGUCCACGUCCCCCUGCCCCUUCUGGUCCACGUCCCCCUGCCCCUUCUGUCCACGCUCCCCUGCCCCUUCUGUCCACGUCCCCCGCCCCUUCUGUCCACGUCCCCCUGCCCCUUCUGUCCACGUCCCCCUGCCCCUUCUGUCCACGCCCCCUGCCCUUCUGUCCACGUCCCCUGCCCCUUCUGUCCAGGUCCCCCUGCCCCUUCUGUCCACGUCCCCCUGCCCCUUCUGUUCACGUCCCCCUGCCCCUUCUGUCCACGUCCCCCUGCCCCUUCUGUCCACGUCCCCCUGCCCCUUCUGUCCAGGUCCCCCUGCCCCUUCUGUCCAGGUCCCCCUGCCCCUUCUGUCCAGGUCCCCCUGCCCCUUCUGUCCACGCCCCCCUGCCCCUUCUGUCCACGUCCCCCUGCCCCUUCUGUCCACGUCCCCCUGCUCCUUCUGUCCACGUCCCCCUGCCCCUUCUGUCCACGUCCCCCUGCCCCUUCUGUCCACGUCCCCUGCCCCUUCUGUCCACGUCCCCCUUCCCCUUCUGUCCACGUCCCCCUGCUCCUUCUGUCCACGUCCCCUUGCCCCUUCUGUCCACGUCCCCCCCCCUUCUGUCCACGUCCCCCCGCCCCUUCUGUCCACGUCCCCCCUGCCCCUUCUGUCCACGUCCCCCUGCUCCUUCUGUCCACGUCCCCUGCCCUUCUGUCCACGUCCCCGCCCCUUCUGUCCACGUCCCCCGCCCCUUCUGUCCACGUCCCCCCUGCCCCUUCUGUCCACGUCCCCCUGCCCCUUCUGUCCACGUCCCCCUGCCCCUUCUGUCCACGUCCCCCCUGCCCCUUCUGUCCACGUCCCCUUGCCCCUUCUGUCCACGUCCCCCUGCUCCUUCUGUCCACGUCCCCUGCCCCUUCUGUCCACGUCCCCCUUCCCCUUCUGUCCACGUCCCCCUGCUCCUUCUGUCCACGUCCCCUGCCCCUUCUGUCCACGUCCCCCGCCCCUUCUGUCCACGUCCCCGUCCCCCCCCCCUUCUGUCCACGUCCCCCCGCCCCUUCUGUCCACGUCCCCCCUGCCCCUUCUGUCCACGUCCCCCUGCCCCUUCUGUCCACGUCCCCCUGCCCCUUCUGUCCACGUCCCCCUGCCCCUUCUGUCCACGUCCCCCUGCCCCUUCUGUCCACGUCCCCUGCCCUUCUGUCCACGUCCCCCUGCCCUUCUGUCCACGUCCCCUUGCCCCUUCUGUUCACGUCCCCCUGCCCCUUCUGUCCACGUCCCCCUGCUCCUUCUGUCCACGCCCCCCUGCCCCUUCUGUCCACGUCCCCCUGCUCCUUCUGUCCACGUCCCCCUGCCCCUUCUGUCCACGUCCCCCUGCUCCUUCUGUCCACGUCCCCUUGCCCCUUCUGUCCACGUCCCCCUGCCCCUUCUGUCCACGUCCCCCUGCCCCUUCUGUCCACGUCCCCCUGCUCCUUCUGUCCACGUCCCCCUGCCCCUUCUGUCCACGUCCCCCUGCCCCUUCUGUCCACGUCCCCCUGCUCCUUCUGUCCACGUCCCCCUGCUCCUUCUGUCCACGUCCCCUGCCCCUUCUGUCCACGUCCCCCGCCCCUUCUGUCCACGUCCCCCUGCUCCUUCUGUCCACGUCCCCCGCCCCUUCUGUCCACGUCCCCCCGCCCCUUCUGUCCACGUCCCCCUGCCCCUUCUGUCCACGUCCCCCGCCCCUUCUGUCCACGUCCCCCCCCCUUCUGUCCACGUUCUGUCCACGUCCCCCGCCCCUUCUGUCCACGUCCCCCGCCCCUUCUGUCCACGUCCCCCCUCUGUCCACGUCCCCCUGCCCCUUCUGUCCACGUCCCCCUGCCCCUUCUGUGCACGUCCCCCUGCUCCUUCUGUCCACGUCCCCCUGCUCCUUCUGUCCACGUCCCCCUGCCCCUUCUGUCCACGUCCCCCUGCUCCUUCUGUCCACGUCCCCCUGCCCCUUCUGUCCACGUCCCCCUGCCCCUUCUGUCCACGUCCCCUGCCCCUUCUGUCCACGUCCCCCUGCUCCUUCUGUCCACGUCCCCCUGCCCCUUCUGUCCACGUCCCCCUGCCCCUUCUGUCCACGUCCCCUGCCCCUUCUGUCCACGUCCCCCCGCCCCUUCUGUCCACGUCCCCUUGCCCCUUCUACCUAUGGACCAGUCCCACUCUGCACCCUGGACUCCUCUAGACCUAUGGACCAGUCCCAGUCUGCAUCCUGGACUCCUCUAGACCUAUGGACCAGUCCCAGUCUGCACCCUGGACUCCCCCUGGACCAAACACAGCCCUUACCUUGUUUCCUUCAAAGCGGCAGAACCCUGGAGCGCUGCUGUGUGCACCGAGAGGACAGAUGUGAGGAUCACAGGAGUUUGGGGAGCAGCACAUGCCCCACAUACAGCGUGUGGACUUCUCUUAUGAUUCUGAAGAGGGAACGAGGAGGCAACGAGACCACGGCGUCUGCACUGGGGCUGAGCUAA